This is a messenger RNA of Electrophorus electricus (electric eel), 2037 nucleotides long. Its product is annotated as leukocyte surface antigen CD53. Gene Ontology annotation, cellular component: plasma membrane. The record is from RefSeq and is a predicted model, not a curated record. NCBI's taxonomy places the organism in Eukaryota, Metazoa, Chordata, Actinopteri, Gymnotiformes, Gymnotidae.
CUCUCUCUCUCUCUUCCUCUACCUCCCUGUCUGUCUUUCUCUCUCUCUCUCUCUUCCUCUGCCUCCUUGCCCAUCUAUCUCAGAGAUCACUCGUGACUCACCAGAAACAGAAAUGGACUGUUGCUAUCUUGCUGAAUUUCAGGGAGUUCAUUGAGAAAGAAAAAUACAGUGUGUUGGGGUGUGGAACUCUGGCUGACUGCUCACGACCCUCCCCGCCGACGCACCAACCCUUUGUGGCUGGCCUAAUGCUAACAGCUGACACUGCUGCUACCAUCACCCCCAACCCCCGCAUGGAAUUCAUCCACACAGGACCCAAGACAAGGGAAGGAUGUCCUGCCUAAAGUGCCUGAAACACACCAUGUGUGGGGUGAACUUCAUCUUCUUUAUCUGUGGCAUCACCAUCUUGGGGUUCGGGAUCUACCUGAACACGACGUUCAAGUACAACUCCCUUCUCCCCUCUCUCCCGGCCAUGAGCUUCCCCAACAUCUUCUUCAUCAUCGGCAUCUUCAUCACCUGCUUGUCCUUCCUGGGUUUCCUGGGGGCCCUCAAGGAGAACCGCUGCCUCCUACUUUCCUUUUUCACGCUGCUGUUCCUGUUGAUGCUGAUUAAGCUGAUUUUGGCCUGCCUCCUGCUCAUGUACGAGAAAGAGUUGGACACGAUCAUUAUGAAAGAACUUAAUAAGAGUUUGGAAAAGGCAAAGAACAAUACAGGCAUGGACGAUUGGGACACCAUUCAGAAAGCCUUGCAAUGCUGUGGGGUAAGCAACUCAUCCAACUGGAACAAAAACAUACCGGACUCAUGCUGUAAAGAACCCUGCAAAGAAGAGAAGUCUACUUACUGGGAAAAGGGUUGUUAUGACAUGCUGAAGGAGUUGAUUGAAAAUAAUCUUCUAAACAUCGGGAUUGGUAUCAUCUGCGUGUGCAGCAUUGAGGUGCUGGCCAUGUGUUUUUCAUUGACCCUCUUCUGUCACAUCAAAAAUUCUGGACUGGGGUACAAGUGACGAGACUAAAGCAGCUGCCGAGAGAACGCUUCUUCGUUUAUAAUGUUGUAUUGAAACUAUUUUGCAACAUUAAGCGUCACGGCAUGAUGCUGCUCAAGGCACCUUAGAAGAAACAAGAACUUUUUUUGCUAACUAUUGCUCAAUAUGCUUGUAACAGUAGACAGAUUAGAUAUAUUAAUACUAGGUGUCUGUGCAUAUAUAAACACCGUAACUGGACUGUUACGUUCAACAGUGAUCUGCGGCAUGUAUAUAUAAAGCUUCAGUGUAUUUAUACGACAGCUUAAUUCUCAUAUGAGGGUAAAUGCACAUCGCAGUUGCGGCCAUUUUGUUUAUCUAAACCCCGCCUAACCAUUUUCUGUUGUAUGAUAAUUUCCAUGUGAACUUGUCAUUUAUGGAGUAGGCAAUGGGUAGGUGAAAACUGCUUUCCAUGCCCUGUAACCUGAAUGUGCUUGUGGAAACAUGCAGGGUAUGACAAGGUGGUGACUAUAUGGACUAUAAAGACACUGGGUCGUAAGGUCAGUGCAGCUCUGACCCAUGCCCAUAGAACUGUGGCACAGUGCAAUAACACCAGUAUACUGUACCACACAUUAAAAGCUGCAGCAACCAGUAUUUCUUCCAGUGACCUAUAAAGCUUUAGAAAUGGAUCUAUGAAUAUCAGGUUCACAUUUAAGUGAACCUUCAAGUGUAUUUUAGAUGUAAUUGAGAACACAUUUGCUGUAUCAUGCUACUAUUACAUCGAUUUCUCUGAAGUGCUGUAAUGAUAAUUUUGUUAAAUUCCUCAUCUUUAAAUGCUAUUGUAUUCAGACCAAAACAUAUUUCAUAAUGUAAUGUUGAAGAAACCAGCAGGGCUGGUUAUUAUAGUUGGCUCAUAUCAUAUAUUCUCACAUUAUAUUCAUUUCCAUAGUUAAUGUACAUUUAAUUAUCAUGCUGUUUAACACUGUGCUAAUUUUUUGUGUCCAUGUUUAAACAUCCAUGUACUCUGCUGUACAUAAAAAACCUGUUUUGUUUCUGCCAAAAAUAAACAAAACACAAGCUCA